Messenger RNA from Papaver somniferum (opium poppy), 1173 nucleotides. Its product is annotated as protein GrpE-like. The coding region runs from base 300 to 932 and encodes 210 amino acids. Gene Ontology annotation, cellular component: chloroplast. Gene Ontology annotation, biological process: protein folding. Gene Ontology annotation, molecular function: protein-folding chaperone binding; protein homodimerization activity; adenyl-nucleotide exchange factor activity. NCBI's taxonomy places the organism in Eukaryota, Viridiplantae, Streptophyta, Magnoliopsida, Ranunculales, Papaveraceae. The transcript has 3 exons. The record is from RefSeq and is a predicted model, not a curated record.
AUUCUAUUAUUAAUUUCGGCUGUACCUCAACGUUUCUUCAGACUCCAACAAGCCUAAGCAAAACACCAUUGGAAACCCUUAAACCUGUCUCCUCCCUCUCUUUCAGAAAUAGGACAACAAAUAUUGAGUCUCAAUUAAAACUUUCCAAUCUCUUCUGUAAGUCUAAUAAUUCAACACUUAGGGUUUCAAAAUUCAUCCCCUUUACUGCCCAUGAAGAGGUUACGGAAACCACUGAGGUAGAAGAAGAAGAAGUUGAGACACAGGAAGAUGAGGAGGAGGAUGCUCCCUUGGAAGAGUUAAUGGAUGAUGUUGAAGAAAAAUCAACCUCAGUCAUCAUGGCAUCACUGCAGUCAUAUAAAGAAGCUCUGGCGAACAAUGAUGAGUCUACGGUUUCUGAAAUAGAAGCUUUCCUCCAAUCCGUUGAAGUAGAGAAAGUGUCUCUUGAAAAUGAAGUGAAAACCUUGACUGAAGAACUUGCUUCUAUGAAGGACCGGACUCUUAGAAUUGGUGCAGAUUUUGAUAAUUUCAGGAAGAGAACAGAGAGAGAACGACUAUCACUUGUGACAAAUGUACAAGGGGAGGUGGUCGAGAGUUUUUUGUCUGUCAUGGAUAAUUUUGAGAGAGCUAAAUCUCAAAUUAAGGCAGAGACUGAAGGAGAGGAGAAGAUCAACAAUAGCUACCAGAGCAUUUAUAAGCAGUUCCUCGAGGUUCUGGGAUCCCUUGGUGUUGUAUCCGUGGAGACAGUUGGGCAUCCAUUUGAUCCGUUGGUCUUUGCUCCUUUGGUAAAGAUCAUAAGCGCGAUAUGUACUAGAAGUUUGUCACACCUGCUACUAGAAAUGAUCUUGAUACUGGUACGAUCGUCUACAAAAACUGAAAGUCCUAGCCAUGGCAGUGAGAAGAAUACGGCCGCGGGUAUCGGAGUUGGAUUUUAGUUCUACGGCUUUAAUGAUAAAGUUUACCACGUCGUCUUUGUAUCCUACACUCAUCCACUGAACAUCCUUAUGUGAGUAUCUAAGAAUUUGAGAAGUUUGUUUUUUGCGCAUGAGAUGCGAAUGUAACAAGAUGCAGUGAGAACAAUAAUGGAGUAGUUGUAGUACUUGAGAAUUGUAUAAGAUCGUAAUUGUUGUUAUGGAUACAGAAUAUGUUGAAAUUAGGUUCUUUUGUUAGAUGUUA